AUUUCCAUGCUAGAGGUCCCCACCGAGCUGCGGAGCGAGGAUCUGCCUGGCUGAGCCGGGCCCUCUUCCUUCCUUUGUGCAUCCCCCAGCCCUGUGCAAGCCGUGCCCCCCCGCCCCGGCCGCCACGUCCCCGCUGCAUCCCCCGCUCCGGAGCCCCCCCCGGCCCUGGAGGCAGGAGGAAGCCGCCCCCCAGGGCACGCAGAGCCGGGGCAGCGACCAGGCACCGGCUGCCACGUCGUGCCAUCCCCUCUUCCCGGCCCGGCCGGGGCACCGAGGCCGCAUCCCCGCCCGCAUCCUUCCCUGCAUCCCUGCCUGCAUCCCCGCAUCCCUCCCGCUCCGCUGUUCGGCGGCGGCGGGAGCCCCUUCGGCGGAUGCUGCGCGUCUCUCCGGGCCGCUGGUGCUAAAUGCUGAGCGCCGACAGGAUGGAGGAGUUUCAGAGCGAGGAAGAGGAGCCCUGGUAUGACCAGCAGGACCUGGAGCAGGACCUGCACUUGGCCGCAGAGCUGGGGAAGACGCUGCUGGAGCGCAACAAGGAGCUGGAGGACUCCCUGCAGCAGAUGUACACCACCAACGAGGAGCAAGUGCAGGAGAUCGAGUACCUGACUAAGCAACUGGAGAUGUUGCGGCAGAUGAACGAGCAGCACGCGAAAGUCUACGAGCAGCUGGACCUGACAGCACGGGACCUGGAGCUGGCUAACCAGAAACUCGUGCUGGAAAGCAAGACCUCCCAGCAGAAGAUCCAGUGCUUGACAGAAACAAUCGAGGGGCUGCAGAACCAAGUGGAGGAGCUGCAGAAGCAGGUGGAGGAAAUGCGGAGCUUGGAGCAGCUCCGCAUCCGGCGGGAGAAGAGGGAGCGGCGCCGAACCAUCCACACCUUCCCCUGCCUUAAGGAGCUCUGCUCCAGCCCCAGGUAUGAGGACGCAUUCCAGGUCCACAGCUCUUCCACAGAGUUCAACCAGAAGCCACUGGAGAGGGAGAACGAGCGUCUCCAAGCCAUGGUGAACUCCCUGAGGUCCCAGGUCAACCAGGAGAAGCAGCGGAAGGAGAGGGUGGAGCGGGAGUACACCUCCGUUAUUCAGGAGUACUCGGACCUGGAGCAGCGGGUGUGCGAGAUGGAGAACUGCAAACUGCGCAUCAAGGAGCUGGAGGCAGAGCUCUUGGAGCUGCAGCAGAUGAAACAAGUCAAGAAGUAUUUGCUCAGCAGAGAGGACAACUUGUCCGAAGCCCUGCUGGAGCCGCUGAACAACGCCCCGGAGGCAGAUUACAUCGACCUCUCCGAGGAGGAGGGAGGGAAAAGCCACGGCACGUCCAUGACACCGUCCCCGAACCACCCCGUCCGGAAGAGCUGCAGCGACACGGCCCUGAACGCCAUCGUGACCAAGGACGCCGUGAGCCGGCACGAGGGCAACUACACCCUGCACGCCAACAACGUGCGCAAGAGGGGCAUGUCCAUCCUGCGGGAGGUGGACGAGCAGUACCACGCCCUGCUCGAGAAGUACGAGGAGCUCCUGAGCAAGUGCCGGCAGCACAAGGACAGCGUGCGCCACGCGGGCGUCCAGACCUCCCGGCCCAUCUCCCGCGACAGCUCCUUCAGGGACUUCCGAGGGGAGGCACACGAGCUGGAGGAGCGGAAAACCAUGGAGAAGACCAUCAGCAAGCACGUGGAGGCCGUGGACAAGCGGCUGGAGCAGAGCCAGCCGGAAUACAAGGCUCUCUUCAAGGAGAUCUUCUCCCGCAUCCAGAAGACGAAAGCAGACAUCAACGCCACCAAGGUGAAAAACAAGAGCAGCAAAUGAGCCCCCGGCUCUCCGCAACUCUCCCACGUGCAAUUGCAGCAGCCACGUCCUCUCUUCAGCCCCAGGAAACGCCACGUGGCCCCUCUGCUUUGAAGGUUCGAGAGGUCUGAGAGCGAGGAAACGUCCCGGAGACUCAACUCACUUUUUUUUUUUUUAAGUUUGGGCUCUGGACAACUCGUUGGGACACUUGUACAUUGUAGUUAGAGGAUUUCAGAAAUCAUAUGAUGGAUCUCUGCAUGAGUUACUGCCGCUGCCAGACAUCACAAGAGCAAGGUAAACCACGAAAAAAAGGAAAACCGGUCACCUCCUCCACCCCUUUCCAGCUUGUCCCGCAGCCCGAUUAUCUGCAAGCAAAAGCCUGGAUGUCCUCCAGCGUCCUGCCACAGCUGGAUCACAGCAUUUCAAAGUGAAACAAAAAGCCAUCAGAACUUUAGGGGCUGCCCCAGCACGGCAGCCCAGCCCUCCACUGUGGUUUUAUGGCUGAGAACCUACGCUUGAACCCAAGAGAUUUCAGUCUCUGCCUUCUCCUCCCCCAAAAGGCAGUGUGGUCUUGCAAUUUAAGCCAUUCUCUAAUCAGUCAGGUUUUUCAGCUCUUUACAAUGCAAGCUCAUUGCAACUGGAAAAACUUGAAGAGAAACAUAGAACUGAUUGUUCCAUCUCCAUUGGCGUCGCUCAGCGUUUCAGUCCAUACUCUCCAGACCUUGUAGCAUAUGGGACCUCCUCGCUUUAAAUCUGCCCUGGUAUUCCAGCCCAGGUGAAGCACCAUGCCUGGUAAGAACUCGAGUGACCAGGGCUUUCCCAUAGCUGGUGUGUCAGAGACACGCUUCCACCUCACGCUCUGGGUACCAGCCCGUGCUCUUCAGGAGGUUGUCAUUGUCCCAUCGUAGCCAAUUCCUCGAACACAGCUUGCAUGGGCUUGCAAAGCUGACUCCCAGGGACUCACACACAAGCUGGAGGACACAGCACCUCCCUGGUCAGGAGCUCUGGCCCUGGCAGAUCACACACCACCCCACACUUUGCUCUGAGCAUCUCCCCAGCCAUGAGGACAGAUUUCAGUUUCCUGCUGAAAAUGAUCUCCCUUGGCUGAGACACUCUCCAAACGCUGUGGCCUCUCGUGUUCCAUCUCCCUUUCCAGCACUGAAAUCUCCUCACUUUUGCUUCCACAGACAUGCAAACACACAGCCAAAAGGCCACUGCAGUCUCAGGAAAUCACCAGUUUCCAGUCUUCACGAACUAGAUGUUGACCUCAUACGGUCAGACACGUGUUUUAGGCAGAGAAGCAGCAUUUCAUUACAGCUUAGGCGACACCCUGAGCACUGAGCCACAAAAACAGUUCGGUGUAACCUCCCUGUCCCGUACCCGCCUGGAGAAAACUAUCAGCUGCAUCUGGAUUCUAUUUUCACCAGCUUAAAUCCCAAAGUCUUGGGCCAACAGCUGGGACUCCUGCAACAUUGAGAUAAACAAAUGAGAAUGUGGCUUUGGAGGGGGAAGACUGCUGAGAUGUAAUUAUCCCCCACGUCCAGGGCCUUGAUGUUACGAGGAGCAACUUUUCUUCCAAUCCCCAUGGAAUUCAUGCAGAAAUACCCCCCAAAACCCCCCUGUUUUGUUAAGCUGAGUACCACAGAGGUAAGUUGGCGGGAGUGUGAUGCCCAAAUCACCCCUGCUCCGCAGGUCUCCUCAAAACCACCCACCACUCUGCUCUCCCACGCUCUGCAUUUGCAGGUGCCCCACGGCCCCUGACACAGCCCGAGCCGUGGGCACGACUGUGGCUACCAGCUCUGUAACUGUAUGGAGAACCUUCAUGCCUUAUUUAUUUAUAAUGGAAAGCAGUUGUCUAAAAUAAAAUAAAUUAAAUAAAAACAACAAUAAAAGCAGAA
Molecule: messenger RNA, 3673 nt
Organism: Myiozetetes cayanensis
Lineage: Eukaryota; Metazoa; Chordata; Aves; Passeriformes; Tyrannidae
Gene: CDR2L
Product: cerebellar degeneration related protein 2 like
Exons: 5
Coding region: 405-1796 (463 amino acids)
Source: RefSeq, a predicted model, not a curated record